This is a messenger RNA of Paramecium pentaurelia, 1657 nucleotides long. The record is from the annotation of a GenBank genome assembly. Lineage: Eukaryota; Ciliophora; Oligohymenophorea; Peniculida; Parameciidae.
AUGAAUGAUCAUCAAUAUCAAUAUUGGCCCAUUUUUCAAGAAAAUGAUUCUACCAAAGCAUUUUGGAAUAAGAAAUUUGAAUAAAAUAUUGAUUGCUCCAUAAUUUCAUAAUAUUGUAUGAAUCGAAUAACUUGGAAAUGUAGUAAACCUUGUGAAUAUCAAUUUCUAUUGAAUUAAAAUGGAAUACUAUUUUAUUAACAUAAUAAUAAACCUAAGGGUUAUGUAUAACUAAAUCACGACAUUAGUAUUAAAAUUAUAGACCUUAAAAUUUCAAAUAAUAAGAGCGAUCUUGUAAAAGUUAUCAGAAUCAAAAGAACUAAAGACAUCUUCAUUUAUAUUUGGAAUCAAGAUUAGUAAAAUUAUUAUCUAUCUCUUCUCUAGUAAAUCUACCUUCUAAUUCUUUAAGAACUUAUCAUAAUUCUCAUUUAUCUAAAAUCUAGAUUAACUUUACACUCUAUCUGAUGUCAUAGCUAAAGGAGGAUUUUCCAAAGUCUUUUCUCUCACUCCUAAUCUAAGACUACCUAAUUAACCACUUAAUUACGCAGGCAAAAUUUAUAAUAAAGAGGAACUCCUUUAAAAAAAGGAUUCCUAAAAGUUCUAUAAUUUUAUUCGUUCAGAAUGUUAUGUACUUAGGAAACUGAACUCACCUUAUAUACUCAAACUUUAUGAAAUCAUAUAACUUGAUGAAAUGUUAAGUAAUUAUAAAAAUAUAUUUAUUAUAGUUUUAGUAACAGAAUAUAUUAAAGGAGGAUCAUUAUAUUAAUACUUAAAAGACAAAAAGAAAUUAACUGAAAUUGAAUCUAUAUAAAUAUUACUUAAACUUACUAUUGCCCUUUAAGCAGUUCAUAAUAUAGGUUAUGUACACAGAGAUAUUAAAUUAGAAAAUGUAUUAAUUGAUAAAGAUAAUCUAAAAUUAAUUGAUUUUGGUUUCACUGAAAAAAUAUAAAGAGAUAGAUUAUAAAAUGGAUAAGGAACAGCUGGUUAUAUUGCACCAGAAGUAUUUAUGAGAUAACCAUAUUAAGAAGUUGGAGAUGUAUUUAGUUUAGGUGUAAUAUUUUAUUCAAUGUUAUGUGGAAGAGCACCCUUUCGAUCUAAUACAUAUGAUGGAUUAUUGAAAUUAAAUAAGGAAUGUUAAAUUGAUUUUUCAGAAUCUAGAUUUCUUAAUGUCAGUUAAAAAAGUAUUUAUUUGAUGAAGGCUAUGUUAUAAAAAUAACCAGAAAAUAGAAUCAAUAUUUAAGAUUUAUUGGCUUAAUUAUAAGCUCAAACACUAUUUUCUCAUUCAGGCAAUUUUAUAUCAACUUAAUCUAUAAUUGAUGGUUCUGUAGGAUUGAGUUUUAAUCAUUUAUAAUCAAAGAACACUUUGAAAUCUUUUUAUUAAUAAAGUUAAAAUUCUGUAAGUGAAAAUUCAAGUUAAUUUUCAAAUCAUUAAUUAAAACAAAAGAAAAGAAGAUUUAAAAGCUAAAGUAUGGAUAAAAAAGGAUAAUUCCCUAAAUAAUCCUCAUUCAAACCAUCAUUGAAAUAUGUUUAUUAAAUGGAAAUAUAAUAAAGUUAUGAAGAUAAUAUAUCAAUUGGUGAUUAGGAAUAUCCAAUUUAAGAUCAAAAUCUUUAAUUUUUAUAAUUUUCUUAUUAUUAAUUAAAUAGAUAAAAAUUUGUUUGA